AUGGAAUCCCAGCCUGCUGAUCUUCCACCGGAUAUGAUCUUCGAGAUUUUAACCCGACUAUCUCUGGAAGAUAUUGGGAGAUGCAGGCUGGUUUCGAAGAAUUGGAACCGGACUACGUACGAGUCAACUUUCAUGCAACAGAACUGUCAAAGAGCAAAAACAAUAUCCGGGUGUUUCAUACAAUGCUGGGACAAGUACGAGCCGUCUCCUGAGUUCGUCUCCAUCAACAACGUCUCGGAUUGCGACCCUAAACUUUCUCUAAGAUUCUUGCCCGCUCCUGUCAAAAUCGAAGCCGCCACUAAACAAGGUAUUCUGUUAUGCAUGAAUGAUUAUCGAACAAGAAGACUGAGAAUACCCGAGUAUUAUGUGUGCAAGCCCAGCACCAAAGAAUGGCACCAGAUACCGAAUCCUAAAACUCGGUAUUUUACUCAAAAGAUGGCGAUGCUGGUUCUAAGAUCAAAGCCAUUACGCUACAAAAUAGUUCGAUUUUCACAACCAAAGUCUACGUUCACCAGGUAUAAGUCUAUAUGGUAUAAAUGUUAUCGGUGUGAGAUUUUCGAUUCAGAAACAUGGGCGUGGAAAAGACUGAAAGAUGUGUUGUUGCCUGAUGGCAAGUUCAUUGGAUUCGAGCCUGCUGUAUCUGCAUGUGGUGUGCUUUACUCGCUUAUGCCUGACAAUGAAAUCUUCGCGUUUUAUGAAGAUACAGAGAGUUGGACAACCUUCGAACUGCCUUUCCCUCUGUGCAAGAAAGAUUAUUUCAAGCACAUGAAGCUUGUGGAAUACAGAGGCCGACUUGGGAUGCUUUGCAUGGGAGAGAACUUUAUGAUGCAACUCUGGGUAAUGGAAGACCAUGACAUGAAAAUAUGGAGUAAGAGAGAAACAAUAAGCAUUGAAGCCCUUCGAGACGUGGAGACCCAUACUGUUCCUGCUGCCAUGCACAGUACUGGUGUUGCGCUAAUGCGGGGAUAUUCCGCCGUAGUUUUUUAUGAUUUUAAAAGUGGCAGGCCGUCCAUUAAUGUCUGCAAGGUGGGGAAGUUUUUCGAUGCAAUUUUUCCCUUCCAAUCUGAUUUAGAGCCGGUUCAUUUGAAGAAGAAAUCCUUUACAGGGGGUGUGGGAUCAGCUGGGGGCAUGAGAUUUCCCUUCCUAUUAUCCGUAGUUGUUCUUUCUUGGGUUUUCUUGUUUAUUUGCAGUUAUUUGGCGUAUUACUCUUAG
Juglans microcarpa x Juglans regia is the source of this 1212-nucleotide messenger RNA. Its product is annotated as F-box protein At5g49610-like. Lineage: Eukaryota; Viridiplantae; Streptophyta; Magnoliopsida; Fagales; Juglandaceae. Gene Ontology annotation, molecular function: protein binding. Bases 1 to 1212 code for a protein of 403 amino acids. The transcript has a single exon. The record is from RefSeq and is a predicted model, not a curated record.